Equus quagga is the source of this 2061-nucleotide messenger RNA. It is a transcript of the gene CARS2, whose product is annotated as cysteinyl-tRNA synthetase 2, mitochondrial. The record is from RefSeq and is a predicted model, not a curated record. Gene Ontology annotation, biological process: cysteinyl-tRNA aminoacylation. The coding region runs from base 88 to 1959 and encodes 623 amino acids. Gene Ontology annotation, molecular function: cysteine-tRNA ligase activity; ATP binding. Gene Ontology annotation, cellular component: cytoplasm. NCBI's taxonomy places the organism in Eukaryota, Metazoa, Chordata, Mammalia, Perissodactyla, Equidae. The transcript is spliced from 16 exons.
GGCGUGGCCUCGCUGGCCCCUCCCAGCGAGGGCUUGGCGGGCUGCAGAGCCGCCCGGGCGGCCGCGCGUGACGCCCGCGGGCCGGUCAUGCUGAGCUCGCGCGGGGCCCUCGUGGGCGCCCCGCUUCUCCGGGCGGCGUUGGGCCUGGGUCUGGGCCCGGGGCAGCGGCGGGCCGCGUCGGAGGCGCACGGGCAGGGCUGGCUGCAGCCUGCCGGCUACGACACGGGGGUCAAGGUGUACAACAGCCGCACCCGGAGGAAGGACCCCUUGAUCGUGGGCAGCGCGGACGCCACCUCCUGGUAUAGCUGUGGACCAACUGUCUACGAUCAUGCACACCUUGGCCAUGCUUGCUCCUAUGUUAGAUUUGAUAUAAUUCGAAGGAUCCUCACCAGGGUUUUUGGCUGCAACAUCAUCAUGGUGAUGGGAAUUACAGACGUGGAUGACAAAAUAAUCAGAAGAGCCCGUGAGAUGAACGUGUCACCCACUUCCCUCGCCAACCUUUACGAGGAAGAUUUUAAACAAGAUAUGGCGGCCUUGAAGGUCCUCCCACCGACAGUGUACUUGAGGGUAACUGAAAAUAUUCCUCAGAUAAUUUCUUUCAUUGAAGGAAUAAUCGCUAAAGGCCAUGCCUACUCGACAGCAAAAGGCAACGUCUACUUCGAUCUGCAGUCCAGAGGAGACAAGUACGGCAAGCUGGUGGGUGUGGCCCCCGGCCCGGUUGGAGAGCCAGUUGAGUCUGACAAGCGGCAUGCCAGUGACUUUGCCCUGUGGAAGGCGGCUAAGCCCCAGGAGAUGUUUUGGGCCUCUCCAUGGGGAAAUGGAAGACCUGGCUGGCACAUCGAAUGUUCUACCAUCUCAAGUUUGGUGUUUGGGAGUCAGCUGGAUAUCCACUCAGGAGGGAUAGAUCUGGCUUUUCCGCAUCACGAAAACGAGAUUGCACAGUGUGAGGUCUUCCAUCAGUGCAAGCAAUGGGGAAAUUAUUUCCUACAUUCUGGGCAUUUGCACGUGAAAGGCAAGGAAGAAAAAAUGUCCAAAUCACUGAAAAACUACAUCACUAUUAAGGACUUCCUGAAGACGGCUUCGCCCGACGUCUUCCGGCUCUUCUGCAUGCGGAGCAGCUAUAGGUCAGCCAUUGACUACAGCGACGGCGCCGUGCUGGAAGCCAAGCACCUGCUCCUGGCCGCCACCGCCUUCGUCGAGGACGCGCGGGCCUAUAUGCGGGGGCAGCUGGUGUGCGGCCCCAUUGGGGAGGACGUGCUGUGGGAGAGGCUCAGCCACACCAAGGGGGCUGUGAAGGCUGCCCUGGCGGACGACUUUGACACGCCUGGAGCUGUGGACGCCAUCAUGGACCUCAUUCACCAUGGGAACAGACAGCUCAAGGCAGUCACCAAGGAGCCUGGUGGUCCUAGGAGUCCCGCUGUGUUCGGCUCCAUCGUGUCCUACAUUGAGCAGUUUUUUGAGACUGUGGGGAUUUCUCUGGCAGACCGACAGCCGCUAGGAUCCUUGCUCCAGGAUGGAGGAAGAAAUCGUGUUGUGGGGGAGAGGACUCCUGGCAACUCGAGCAGUUCAGGUCCCAGCUGCCCCGCUGAAAGCUCUCCGGCUGGGCAGAUUGUUGGUCCCGACUGUCGUGGAAGCGUGGUCUGUGUGAGCCUCAUGGGAAGUCUGCGUUGGUCUGUGUAUCUGUUUGUUUCAGGGGACAGCGGCUCAGCCACUCUGCACAGCGUGGUGGAGGAGCUGGUCCGGUUCCGGCUCAAGGUCCGGCAGUUCGCCCUGGCCACGGGGGAGGCCACCAGGGAGGCCCGGCGGCAGCAGCUCCUGGAGAGGCAGCCCUUGCUGGAAGCAUGUGACACCCUGCGCCAGGACCUGGUCGCCCAUGGCAUCAGCAUCAAGGACAGGAGCAGCACAUCCACAUGGGAACUGCUGUGUCAGAGGGCGCAAGACCACAAACCAGGCAGCUGAGGACGUGUUCUGUGCCUGCUUAUGACAUGAUACAAGCUUUAUAUUAAAGUUCCCCAUCAUGGCUGUUUAGUCAACAGUAAAAUAAACUGAUAAUUAAAACUA